AUGGACCAAGAUGCUCCCAAGUCCACGAGCGCACCAUCCAAGAAGCCUGACAUCGACCCUGUGAAAGUAGAGGAAGGCAUUGCCAACGCCCGUGCUCUGGCAGCCCAGGGCUCUCGGGAGGAGGCCAUCAACGCCCUGCUGAGCAUCGAGCAGAAGGGCCGCUUGGCCGAGGACGUGGCAAUCACCCGCAGCGCCUGCACGGCCAUCCUGGAGAUAGUGCAUGCUGCGCAGGAUUGGACUGGGCUCCAGGACACCCUGCUCCUCCUCUCUAAGAGGAGGAGCCAGCUGCGCCAGGUUAUCACGGCCAUCGUGCGGCAGGUGAUGGGGUAUGUGGACGACACUCCAGACCUGCAGACCAAGACGGCCCUCAUAAAGACGCUGCAGGACCUCACAGAGGGCAAGAUGUACGUGGAGAUCGAGCGCGCCCGGCUGACCCGACGCCUCGCCCAGAUGACUGAGGAGGCCGGGAAGGUUUCGGAGGCUGCUGACAUCCUGCAAGAAGUGGCAGUGGAAACGUUUGGGACAAUGGCCAAAACGGAGAAAAUUGCUUACAUCCUGGAGCAAGUCCGGCUGUGCUUGGACAAGGAGGACUUUGCCAGGGCCCAGAUCCUCUCCAAGAAGAUCUCGCCGCGCACAUUCGUGCCACGGGCAGAGGCGAAGAAGGGGGAGGGCACGGGCGAGAUAGGCAUUGAGGGCACGGCCAUCGAAGCUGCAGAGCCGGGCACUCCCUCGCUGGAGGAGCUCAAGAAGCAGUACUACGCGCUGAUGAUCCGGUACCAUGCGCACUCCGGCGACUACCUGGAGAUAUGCCGUGCGUACAGAGCCGUGUACGAGGAUGGCAACAGCGAGACGCUUGAGAAGAUGUGCUGGUAUGCAGUGCUGGCCCCUGCAGACUCCGACCAGAUCACUCUAGCUGCUAACACGGCGGCCGAGCCUGGCCUGUCCCGCCUUCCAAAGUACAAGGACCUCCUGCAACGUUUCAACACCAAGGAGAUCCUCUGGUGGCAGCUGUUCACCGCUGACUUCAAGGCAGAGCUCGAGGCCGCGGACGGCAUCUUCGGGGGUUCCAAGGGCGCCAAGCUCCGCGAAGACCUGAAGCUGAGAGUGGUGGAGCACAACCUGGUGGUGCUUUCCACCUACUACUCCAGCAUCACCAUGCAGCGGCUAACGCAGCUCCUGGACCUGACCACGGACGAGGCGGAGGCGCGGCUGUCGGAGAUGGUGGUGGCCAAGAAGCUGGAGGCACGCCUUGAUAGGCCCGCUGGUACCAUCCGAUUCGUCAAGGGCAACGGUUCUCCCUCCGCCACACUCAGCGCAUGGACGGCUAACAUCGCCCGCCUCCUCGAGACGGUGGAGCGGACGUGUCAGCAGAUCCAGAAGGAGAGCAUGGUGCAUCGGGUGCCCAUCGGGGCUCAGUGA
This is a messenger RNA of Auxenochlorella protothecoides, 1419 nucleotides long. Its product is annotated as 26S proteasome non-ATPase regulatory subunit 12. The record is from RefSeq and is a predicted model, not a curated record. The transcript is spliced from 12 exons. Gene Ontology annotation, cellular component: cytoplasm; proteasome regulatory particle, lid subcomplex; nuclear proteasome complex. The coding region runs from base 1 to 1419 and encodes 472 amino acids. NCBI's taxonomy places the organism in Eukaryota, Viridiplantae, Chlorophyta, Trebouxiophyceae, Chlorellales, Chlorellaceae.